UCACAAAAUGUUUAACAAAUCAGAUUAUGAGAGUUACUUUGUCUAUCCACAUUAUGAGCAACGUCCAUUCAUUCCCUUUGAUGCAGGGCAAUGCAUAAACAACUUUAAACCAUGGUCAUUUACGUAAUUUCAUAACCCACGUAUUUCUACUUUUGUUAUCAUUUUAGUUUUUAUAAAAUUGAAAAAAUUAAACCGGGAAAGAAAAAGAAAAGACGAGAGAGAGAGAACGAGGGUGACCACUCUGGGGAAACACCAUAACCCCAUUUCUUUUGUUUUUUUGAUAUAUAAAAAAGAAUUUGUUGUGUUAAAAAGUUGAAGACUUUGUGGAGAAGCAAUCCUAUUCCUACCCAGUGAAGAAGAAGAGAACCAGAAUCGAUCUGUGGUCUCUCUGUUUAGUCUCUCCCAUAGCAAUGCCCGAGUUUUAGCAACCAACAACAAUUCUCAGCUUUUUUUUUUUUUUUUUUUUUCUGGGUUUCUUUUGAAGACGCUCUUCUGCGGCAACAAUGGCGUCCAGAACCAAAACUGGUUUAAUGGAGACUCCUCGUAGCAAACCAUCACCACCAACACCAAGAGUGAGUAAACCAACUGGGACUAAAUCCGAUGGCAAUUCGCCGUCUCCGGUGCACAGCACUCGUCUUUCACUAGACCGUUCGCCACAAACUGUUAACUCUAAGCCUGUUUCUGAUCGUCGGAGUGCAAGGGUUCUUACUCCACCUGAGAAAUCGCAAUCACGGUUAGGGAAGGGAACUGAGCUACUGGCUCAACUGAUUCAAAUUCAGGAGGAUUUGAGGAGAGCUAAUGAACAAAUAGAAAGGCUCAAGAAAGAUAAAUCUAAAGCUCUUGAUGAUCUUAAAGAAUCUGAGAAACUGACUAAAGAAGCCAAUGAGAAACUUAGAGAGGCAUUGGCAUCUCAACAGCGUGAGGAGAAGAGUUCUGAGAUUGAGAAAUUCCGAGCGGUUGAACUAGAACAGGCGGGAAUUGAAGCGGUUCACAAAAAGGAAAUCUCUUGGAAGAAAGAAGUUGAGUCUAUUAGAAGCCAGCAUGCUUUGGACAUCUCAGCUCUUCUCUCUACCACUGAAGAGCUUCACAGGAUUAAACAAGAAUUGGCUAUGACCGCUGAUGCUAAAAAUAAGGCUCUCAGUCAUGCUGAGGAAGCGACUAAGAUUGCUGAAAAUCAGGCUGAGAAGGCGGAGAUUCUUUCUUCUGAAUUAAGCCGCUUAAAAGCAUUGGUUGGUUCAGAUGAACAAAAGAAUACUAUUGAAGGUGAUGAGCUUGUGUCUAAACUGAAGUCUGAACUUGAGAUGUUGAGAGGGAAGCUCGAGAAAGUUAGCAUCCUCGAGAAUACGCUGAAGGGUCAAGAAGAGUCCAUUGAACAGCUCCACGUUGAUCUUGAAGCUGCUAAAAUAGUUGAAUCCUGUGCUAAUAACUUAGCAGCAGAGUGGAAGACCGAGGUUGAUAAACUUGAAAAACAAGUUGAAGAAUCAAAGGAGUUUAAGAUAUCUGCUUCAGAAUCUUUAGAUUUAGCUAUGAAGCAGCUGGAAGAAAACAGUCAUGCACUUCAUAAGGCAGAGUUGAGUAAUGCUGCGUUAAAAGAAAAGGUUGAGUCGCUGAUGACGACGAUUGGAAGGCAGGAAAAAGAUCUUGAAGAAUCUAAACGCCAGUUUUGCAUUUCAAAAGAAGAAACUUCUAAGCUUGAGAAGCUUGUUGAGUCAAUAAAAUCUGACCUUGAAACCACCCAAGAGGAAAAGUUUAGAGCUUUGGAGAAUGAAAAGACUGCAACAUCACAUAUUCAUAACCUAUUGAAUGAAAAGACAGAACUUGCGACAGAGUUGGAAAACUGUAAGAAGGAAGAAAAGAAAAGCAAGAAAGCUAUGGAAGGCUUAACUUUGGAUUUGCAAGAAGUAUCUGUUGAAGCAAGGGAAGCAAAGGAGAAGCUCUUAACAUGUCAAGCGGAGCUCGAACAUUGUGGAACCCAGAUUGAAAGUUUGAAGUUGGCUGAGAAAGAUACAAGUGAAAAGCAUGGAAAAAUGCUUGAAGAUGCAAGAAACGAGUUUGAUGACCUGAAAAGUAGUUUGGAAAACACACAGAAUGAGUUUGUCAAUUCUAAGACUGAAUGGGAACAGCGAGAACUUCAGUUGACGCUAUGUGUGAAGAAAUUAGAAGAUGAAAGUUUCUCUGUGCAGGAAGAACUUAGCAAAGUGAAGAAUUUGCUUAAUCUUAAGGAAGUUGAGGCGUGUGCAGCAAAAGAAGAAGAAGCCAAAAUGAAAACUAAUCGUAAGGAACUUGAGGAGGAGGUUAAGGAUAUGCAGGAAAGAGUUGAAGAAGCGAAAGCUGAAAGGAUGAAACUUAAAGAAAGCUUGUUGGAGAAAGAAGACAAACUAAAGACCGCUGCUACAGAAAACAGAAAACUCAGAGAAAUGGAGGUUUCUUCUCUCGAAAAGAUCGAUGAGUUGUCAAAGGUGAAUGAAAGCUUGGUUGAAAAAGAAACUAAACUACUGAGCAUUGUUCAAGAAGCUGAGGAGCUUAGAAGAAAGGAGAUUGCUUGUCUGAAGAAGAUUGAAGAGUUGUCAGCCAUGAAUGAGAGAUUGGUUGAUAAAGAAACCAAAUUGCAGAGCAGUAUUCAAGACAUUGAGGUGCUCAAAGAAAGGGAGGCUGAAUAUAUCAAGCAGAUCGAGGAGUUGUCAUUGUCGAAUGAAAGUUUAGUAGAGAAAGAAGCCAAACUGCAGACUGUUGUUCAUGAGAAUGAAGAGUUAAGAGAAAAGGAGUCUUCUUAUCAUAAGAAGAUUGAGGAGUUAUCAAAGAUAAAUGAAAUCUUUGCUGAUAGAGAAACCAAACUUCAGAGUUCCACUCAAGAAAAUGAAGAGCUUAGAGAAAGGGAGGUUGCUUAUCUUAAGAAAAUUGAAGAGUUAGCAAAGCUGCAAGAAAAUCUUCUUGGUAAAGAAAAUGAGCUGCAUGAUAUGGUCCUUGAGAUUGAGGACCUUAAAGCCAAGGACUCUCUAGCUGAAAAGAAGAUUGAAGAGCUAUCAAGUCUAAAUAAAAGCUUGCUCGUGAAAGAAAGUGAGUUACAAGAUGUUGUAUGCGAAAAUGAGGAGCUCAAAUCCAAAGAGGCUUUAUCGCUUAAGACAACAGAGGAAUUGUCUGAUGUUAAACAAACUUUGGUUGAUAAAGAAAACGAGCUAAAGACCGCAGUUCUUGAGAAUGAGAUGCUCAAGGCCCAAGCUGCAUCACUUCUUCAGAAGAUUGAAGAGUUGACAAAUCUUAAACAGAGUUUACUUGAUAGAGAAAAUCAAGAUCUUAAGGUACGGGAAGCUUCAGCGGCAAAGAAGACAGAUGAGUUGUCAAAGAUGAAGGAGAGUCUACUUGACAAAGAAACCGAGUUGCAGACCGUAAUUCAUGAUAACGAUGAGCUGAAGGCCAGAGAGGCUUCUGCGCUUAAGAAGAUCGAAGAGUUAUCAAAGUUGCUAGACAAAGCUGUUUCCACACAUGAGAAAGCGGAAGAAAACGGCAAGCUCAGUGACAUCGAUAAAGCUGUAGAAUUCUCAAAGGAAAAUGAUCCCAGGUGCAGAGAAGAGAUUACUAAUACCAAUCUUUCUGAUCACAGAACCGGAGAACAAAAAGUACAAGAAAGUCCAAUGGAAGCCAUUGAUAGACAUUUGAAAGAUGACACAACAAUUCAUUGGUUAGCUCACAACGUUCAAGUAAUAGGAAAAGAUAAAGACACCAUGGAAGGCGAAGACUACCAUUUAGAAAAGAGAGAAGCUUCUUCAGAGAGAGAGACAGAGCAUGACUUUGCUGAAGAGGAAGUUGACUCGAAAGCAGAAGGUAGUGAAAACUUCGACCAGUUAAGCAAUGGUUUGUCUUCAGCAGAACACACAGAAGAUCUGGUCUCAAAGGAUCAACAUCAGAAAAAGAAGAAGCCUUUGCUUCGAAAGUUUGGAAAUUUACUGAAAAAGAAGAGUUCAAGCAGCAAUAGCAAGAAAUAGAGAAAGAUCUAAUGUAUUUACUAGCAACUCUAUUGCAACAGAACAUUCUUUUCUUUCCCUUUUUGAACAUCUCAUCGUUCCUUGAA
Messenger RNA from Arabidopsis lyrata subsp. lyrata, 4069 nucleotides. Its product is annotated as WEB family protein At4g27595, chloroplastic. Bases 504 to 3983 code for a protein of 1159 amino acids. The transcript has 3 exons. NCBI's taxonomy places the organism in Eukaryota, Viridiplantae, Streptophyta, Magnoliopsida, Brassicales, Brassicaceae. Gene Ontology annotation, biological process: reciprocal meiotic recombination. The record is from RefSeq and is a predicted model, not a curated record.